This is a messenger RNA of Capsicum annuum, 605 nucleotides long. RefSeq lists its product as uncharacterized. NCBI's taxonomy places the organism in Eukaryota, Viridiplantae, Streptophyta, Magnoliopsida, Solanales, Solanaceae. The coding region runs from base 51 to 443 and encodes 130 amino acids. The transcript is spliced from 4 exons. The record is from RefSeq and is a predicted model, not a curated record. Gene Ontology annotation, molecular function: cysteine-type endopeptidase inhibitor activity.
CGUCACUCUCUUUCUCGAUCUCUCCCCUUCCCGUGUGUAUGUGUGCUUGAAUGAUGGAAGAUGAACUGUGUGGAGAUUAUGGAGUAAUUAAAGUAGUAUUAUGGAAGACAGAGAUUGUGUUUUUUUUUUUUUUGAAGGAAUUUAACAUUAAAGAUUCCGAAGUCGGUUCCAUAUACCCCAUGUGGUACUACUUGGACUAUCCUGAUAACGUUAAAUUGCUGGAGGAUUAUACAUCACAGGCACUUAAGAAGUACAACAAAGAAAAUGGCACUACAUAUGAGUUUGAUAAGAUUAUCAAGGUUAAUGGAGAAGGCUGUAGAGACAGAAUUUACUAUAUAACCCUUUCGGUCAAGAAUGGCAAGGAGAAAUAUUUUCAAGUUAAGAUGGUGACACGUCUUCUAAGGAAAUCUUUGAAGUUCCCAUCAUCAGGCCAACCAAGGUGAAGGAUUUUGACGGCAUAUAGUGGAUGUGAAGGCUCAUGGUUUAGUUUCUAGUAACUACUAGUGUGAAAAGUAGAAAGAACUACUGUGGCUGACCUUUUGUUAUAAUUUAAUGUAAAAGUAGAAAGAUUGCUCUUUUAAGUUAAAGAUGGUAUUGUGUUGUUC